Stylonychia lemnae is the source of this 993-nucleotide messenger RNA. The record is from the annotation of a GenBank genome assembly. Lineage: Eukaryota; Ciliophora; Spirotrichea; Sporadotrichida; Oxytrichidae.
AUGAGCUUUAAAUAAAAUCAAAAAGUGAUUAAUAACUUCAUCUAUAAUCCAGAAAGUAGCAAGACUGCAUAAAAUGCCCAUUUAGGUUGGCUUUAGAGAAUUCAAAAAGAAAAAUCUGGAUUUACUCAAUCCGUAGUUCGAGGGUUUCACAUCUCUCCUAAGAAUUUGAAGGAAACUAUUACCACGAUCAAAUAAAAGCAUAGAGGUACCAUUAGUGAAACUUUGAGAAAUGACUCAAUGGAAGAUUAGAGUAGUGUCGACAGAAAAAAAACAGUCCAGCUGAAGAACAGGCUUAAAUACUAAUACAAAAAGUUCCUUAAAAAUAGAUAUAUCUAGGCUUAAGAAGCCAUUAAUAAUUCAGCUGAGAGAUAUAAAGUAGCCACUCUUGAUAUGUCACUCCCUGAAAUUAAUUACUCAGAUAAGAAGAAAGGGAUAUUCAAAUAAAAACAAUCUUUAAAUGGAGUAGACGCGGCUUAUUCUCGCAUGACUUUGCUUAAUAAGGAGGGUUUGAUUAAAAAUGACAGUUUAGUAAGAGAUUAGAAUAAAACAACACUCAAUUAGGAUAUGAUACCUUAGGAUAUAAACAGCCAACCCAAGAUUUUAGUAGAUGACAUCAUAGAUUAUAAAAGAAAUUUGAACCUUUCAAACGAGACUUAUGUAGUUCCUCAUAGGUAGAAGCGACUUUUUACCAAUAGAAAUAUGAGAGAUGACUAAAUAUACCAAACAAUAUCGCCAGUUUCAAAUGAUUCCAAAUUAAACGAAAGAACGAGAGACAAAUUAGAUGAAAUUAAUUCUGUUUAUGGCCUUAGUUAAUUUCAGUAGAAGUAAGUUAUAAAAAAACAGUAGGAGAUUACCUAGAUUAUUAAGGAGAAACAAGAGAAGUUACAGAAUUUGAAUAGAUUAAAUAGAUCUAGAGCGUCAACGAAUUCGAGUAUUCAAAGAGAGUUAAUUCAUAGGAAUUUGAUUAUUAAUGCUAAUUCAAAGCUUAGUUGA